Messenger RNA from Paramuricea clavata, 441 nucleotides. The record is from the annotation of a GenBank genome assembly. Lineage: Eukaryota; Metazoa; Cnidaria; Anthozoa; Malacalcyonacea; Plexauridae.
AUGGUUAGUAAACACUUUCCUCCAGUCUUUCAUGACUGGAAAAAAGCUGUCGAGACUCGUCCUGGAAAUUUCCUACCAACAGCUCAAGCUAAGAUGUUCAUUUCGCAACAAACUUAUGAAGGCCUUCAAAUCACUGUGCAUUCCAAUUCAACUGUCGAGACUGUCAAGUUCCUCCUUGCCCAAGGUGUUGAUAGUGUUUUGACAGAACGCUUCCAGCAAGACCCGUUGGAAGAAUAUUUCGGAAAUCAGAGACAAAGGGGCAGAAGGUCGGAUAAUCCCGAUGCAUCACAGUUUUCAUAUAAUGAUCGAGCCCUUGAUGUCCAACACAACAUUGUGCCUAUCAAAGCUGGUAACACUGGAAAACGCAGUGCAGAAAAAUCCAGGUGGAACGACAUCAUUGAAGAGCCUCUGGACAAAGCCAAAAAAGCAAAAAAGAAAUAA